UGUAGUCUCGGCCAGUCUACCAUCUAAGCACAUCUCACAAUAGAGAGAGAAAGUACCUGGCUAUAUUUUUGUCUGUCAACAUCAAACAAAGCAAUAUUUCAAAGUCAGGAAAGCAACAGGGAGGUAGUGGUUGUGGUAUGAAGAUUUUAAAUGGUACUUGUUAAAUGUCCUUGAAUUGGCUUUCUUAGAGAGACAUGAUUGUAACAGUAGUGGGUGAUCUGUGAGUGUUUAUAUAUUUGUCAUAUGACAGCCCUUAACAAAAAAUUACCAUUUCAACCAUAGAUUUCGACCAAAAUACCAUUACUACAGUUCAAGUAGUACAGGUCAGUCCACUCAGCAGCUUUCUUGGGAAUGCUCCCUGGUAGCUAUUUUCAAUGAUCAUGUUUACAUGCACGUAAGAAUUCUGGGGUUACUGCAGAAAUCAGUGUUCUGAAAUGUCAUGUUGCUAGAAUGCUAAUUUCCUUACACCGUUUAAGAGAUUAAGAGAAAGCAGUUUAACACACCUGGGUUUCUCCCAGAGAACAUGGCUUAUCUGGACAUGUAAACGCAUAAGUGGCAUUCUGGUGGGUGUUGCGCUUCGUGGAACAGACUGGGAUAACAGAUGUCAUAGGAUGGAGCCCAGCAAUAUGUCAACAGAGUGGAAAGAAUUCAACAUUUCUGGGAGUACGGAGGGAAAAUCACAUAAAAUAUAUCCAUUUAUACACACCAUUGUAAAAUAUCAAUUAACCCUCACAUUCGCCUACAUGCACCCCAUUGUGGAAAUCCUGGAGUUUUAUGUAAGAGGGAAACCCCACAAUUGCAGUGCAGGUCACAAUAGAAAGUUAAAGAACACAGCAACAACUCUGGAAUAAAUGGUCUGCACUUAUGUAGCACUUUUUUAACCCCAAGCAACUUGGGGUUCAGUGUCUUGCCCAAGGAAACUUCAGCAUGUGGGCUGGGAAUCGAACCACCAACCCUGCGAUUGGCAGCCGACCCACUCUACCACCUGAGCCACAGCUGCCCCUUAAGUAAAAUAGCAAAGUUCCUCGGAUCCCAUGUUUGUUAUUUACACAUGCGUCACGGGGGAAAUUAUGUUGCUCAGGAGAAAGAGAUUACUGAUGGUGCCACAUGUAUACAGGAAUGAAAAAUGUGCCACUUAUGGACUAUGCUCGGUUUGUGGGGGGUUUCCACUGUGUAUGGUACCCUGUACUUGUUUUAGUCAGACGAGCCGAUACUAAAUGUGACAAACCCUGCAGAUCACUGAUUGAUCAGAGAGAAACGUCACUACCAGCAUCACUGGAUUUGUGACACGGGACAUCAACCUGCUAGUUUUAAAGUUAGCAACAGCGAUAGUAUCAUUUGUUUACCCGACUUUCGAAUUGUAAAAAGAAAUGGCUGUGUGCAAAACCACGCCUUGGACAAUAAACAAGGUGCAGACGUUACUCUCAUUAGCGACGAACGAAAUUACAUGAAACGAAAAAGUAUUUCAAGAAGUGUCUCAGCUAUUGGCUGCACACGACUACCAGUGGACCUACCAACAGUGUAGGGAAAAGUAAAAAAAACUUAAAAGUGACUACAGAACCAUCAAAGAAAAGUGGAAGUGGUUCGACCAAAUGAACGCUAUCUAGACUGGCGAGCAAUGGGACGGAGAGUGCCAUGGACUCAGCCACAACAUGGUUGGAGUCCAUGAUGGAAGAUGGUACGUUAGCUCUGUACUCUGCUUGAAAGCUUCACUUUAUUUAGUUGACCUGCUACUGGGAAGCUUGCUUCUAAAACAACCAGGCCAAUUUAAUUGUUACACUUGUGUAAAAUUACCAUGCAUCAAUUGCUUUAUGCAGUACAAUGAGCUAGUAGCUAACAGCUAGCGGUCGUGUUAUUGUUUAUGGUCAGUAAUGUUUAUGUUGCGUUUAAGAUUAUGUUAUGGCAGUAGAGGUGGUGCAACUAAGACGAUCAGCCAAUAAUCCCACCUACGUUGAGGCGGCACUAAACUGCAGUGGAAAAGCAAGCUCAGAAAAGUAAAGCGAGCAGAGCCGAGUCGAACCGUCCAACGUUCAGUGGAAAAGUGCCACUAUACAGUGCAUGUAAACCGGAACGCUGCUUUCUCACAAUAAACUGCUUUCUCGCAAUAUGCCGCUUUCUGGUGUACAGGUAAAUGUAGACACUGCUAACAACCUGUAUACUUGAAUGGGGAAAGACCUAAAAUCUCCGAAAUGAUUGGUCAAGAUUACUAUCAAAGAACAUAUUUAAAAUCAUCUGUAACAAUUUUAUAAUAAAUUGUGCUUUUUUAUUUAUUUAUUUAUCUUUUUUGCUUAGAUUGACCUAAAAAACUUUAUUUUUCAGACUUUUCAAGCUAAUGUGCAUGCAUGUUCUCAAGUCAAGUGACUGUGUCUGAAAGGUGAUUGGCUCUUUCACCUGUAAGGCAGGACUUCCUUUUCUACAUUUGUCAUAUUGGGUGUUCCAAUUUCUUCCAUUCAUUUACAUAACACAAGUGCUCUGACAAUAGUCUGUGUACAGUUAGGGGCCAUUUACAAUGAACUGAGAGACUGAGACAGUCUGCGUUAUUUUAAGUUGUUUUCUUCUUUUGUUUUUCUAUGUAAACAUGAUCUUGGCGGACAUCUUUGACCAUUGCGACCAUUGUUUUUUGUCUCUUAUAUUUUUAGACACCAUGUCAGGUUAAAAAGAACAUCAACUUUUAAAAACGUGACUCGAUACAAUAGUGUUCUGUUCUACUCAUUGCACUGCAUCUGUUUUUGUUUUUUCCACAAGAAAACAUUCGAUCUGAAUGGCCCUUAAGUUUUAACACUUUAAAGUCAUAAUUUGUUUAUUAUUAUUAUUAUUUUUAAUGACAGUAAAGACCUUUUUCACACUUGGGGUUUGGAACGUGGAAGUAAACGUUUGCAGGGUAAACUUCGACAAUGGUGAAUGGCUCCUUUAAGACUUCAGACAUUUCAAGUGACGCAGCAAGAGAGUGUGAGAAAAGGGCGAGCAGAAAAAAUUAGGAGUGGUAUAUUUGUGCGUGCUUUUAUAUAAAGUGAGUUUUCCAUCUUUAAUACACAAUUAUGAUUCAGUUGCACGUUGUAAACUUGCAUCUACCUGAGUUUAUGGUAAUUAUCUUCGAGUCAUUGUGCGUGUUUAGUGCGCUCAUUUCAUGCACAUUUGGUUGCACGUGAGUUAUUCUGCUGCAUUCACGUGCUAUCGGAAAUUAUCAGAGUUUCCCACUCGGAAGUUGCACAUAAGGCUGGGAAUCGAUUUAAAAAAGAAUCAAGUCCUCGAUUCGGAGCAAGUGUGCCGCACAAGCCCUCAAAAGUGAAGCCAAAACAUCUCGAUCGCGCCCCGGUGACUGGUCCUAGUAUAGGUGAUAAACCCCGCCUCCCCAUGUUAUUCAACGGGACGUGAGACCAACUAAACAAUGAAAUUACACUUCACAUAUCUUUUUUCCAAAGAUAGUUUUUGUCAUUUACUGUAGUUUCUAUCACGUUGAUGUAAUUUCAAGUGUUUGUUUUCAAAAUAAGUUUGUUUUUAGUUAGUUAUUUGAUGCUAUAAAAACGGUGCUGUGACAUCAUGAAUGACAGCUGUGAUUGACAAGUUCUCUGAGCGAAGUAGUCACUGAAGCACCAACUGACUUUUUUUCGCGAUCUUCGGAGGACUGAGGAGAUUGGAGCUUUAAAUUGAAUAUCUAAAUUUCUAUAAUUAAUUAUUUCACACCGUCAUAAGUCAAAAGUGCAGGGGCAUGUGCUUGCUAUUGAUUCAGCGAGAGUGAGGGCGGGGCCUUGAUUUUGCGGCUUUACUUCCUGCUCACUACUGCACAGGUCUGGUCCCGAAAUCGCAACUGCGCAGACUCAAGUCCCAAGAUGUCAGUGCCAAAUCUGGCAUUCUGGGCAUUUUUCUUUGGGGCCGAUCAGGGGCGGACUGGCCAUCGGAAGAACCGGGCAGUCCGGUGGGCCGGCUGCGAAAGGGCCGCUAUAAGCUGAAACGAGCCACCGCGUUAUGCAGAACGGGCCACAAAACGGCACCGCGAUAUGCCGAAAAGGACAGUGAACAUUUGGGCCAGUUGCUAUGUAAAAUCCUGGGCCAAUUUCUCUUCCUAUUCCACCCUUGCUAAUAAUCAAGUAAAAUGGCAAUUUUGUGACAGUAAAUUGGCAUAGAGUAAUGACUUCCCGAUGUUACAACACAAGUCUGCAACAAGGAGAUGGCAGAGUUCUGUUAACGUCCUGGAUCACAUCAAUAAAUUGAUAUGUUAAAGUUUAAAUUAUCAUCGUGCUGCACUCUUUAAAGCGAGAAUCUAACACUUUUCUACUUAUACUCGACAUUUUUACAGAGUUUAAAACCUUUUGCAUACAUUUAUUUUUUUAUUAGCCAACAUUUGACACAAUUUUACAUUAAAAUUAUUUAAUCAUUAAUAAUUCAAAAUAAAAUCAUUAAUGAUUCAAAAUAAAAUCAUUAAUAAUUCAAAAAUUGUAAAUACACGUUAAAUGUGUGACCAACCCUAGUUGCACAUGAAUUACCCCUCAAGUCUUAAUUACUACUGGGAAUCUAGGAAAUAAUUUUGAUUCCCGAGUUUCCGAGAUGGGAGGAGUCCUAAACUUUCAACAUGGUGGUCGAGUACCAUUUUUGUAGUGAAUUAAUUUUCUCAAAUACAGCUCAUUGUUAGCCCUUGCCGUUUUGGUCAAAUUAAUUUAUGUAUAUCAGCAACCAUUCUAUGCAUGUUGUAAAUUUCUACACGGUUAAAAUAGCUGGUAUUUUACCAAAAUUCCAUUAUCGUCAACAAGCUAAAUGAGUGAUAUGUAUUAUGGUGCGUUCACAUACAGCCGUGGCCAAAAGUAUCGGCAGUGACAUCAAUUUUGUGUUUCACAAAGUUUUAUGCUUCAUUUGUUGUGGUCUUGAUUCACAUUGUUUCUAUAUUAUUGUUCAGAGUGAUCAGAUGCAUUUUAAUUAAUUUAACAUAAUUUCACUAAUCAUAUCAGCAGCACCUGGGAAAGUGUGAACAGGUGAAAUCACUCUGUAAUUCUGAUUGGAUUAUAAGAGCAGACUGAUUGCUAUAAAAGGAGCGAAGAAGUGCUUACAAUGUGUUCUUGUUAGCAAUGUUUACCUCUAAAAACAGACGUGCAGCCAUCAUCGCUUUGCAUCAAAAUGGACUCACAUGCAAGGAAAUUGCUGCAAAGAAUAAUGCACCUGAAAGAACCAUUUACCGAAUCAUCAAGAACUACAAGGAGAGAGGUUCAACUGCAGUGAAGAAGGCUUCAGGACGUCCCAGAAUGUCCAGCAAGCGCCAGGACCGUCUCCUCCUGAGGAGUCAGCUACGGAAUCGUGUCACCACCAGCAGGUGGGUGUGAGUGUAUCAGCACACAGAGUGAGGCUAAGAGUUUUGGACAAUGGCCUGGUGUCAAGAAGGCCAGAAAAGAAGCCACUUCUCUCCAAGAAAAACAUCAAGGGCAGACUGAAAUUCUGUAGGAAGUACAAGGAUUGGACAGUAGAAGACUGGUGCAAAGAUAUUUUCUCUGAUGAAGCCCAAUUCCAACUGUUUGGGACAUCUGGAAAAUCGAUAGUCCAGAGAAGAAAAUGUGAAUGCUACCAUGAGUUACGUGUCGUGCCAACAGUGAAGCAUCCUGAGACCAUCCAUGUGUGGGGCUGCUUUUCAUCCAAGGGAGUGGGCUCUCUCACAAUUCUGCCCUAAAACACUGCCAUGAAUAAAGCAUGGUAUCAAAACGUCCUGCAAGAGCAACUUCUCCCAACAAUAUAGGAGCAAUUUGGUGAUGAUCCGUGCAUUUUCCAGCAUGAUGGAGCACCAUGUCACAAGGCAAGAGUGAUAAUGAAGUGGCUCGGAGAUCAUUACAUUGAAAUUUUGGAUCCGUGGCCAGGUAAAUCUCCAGAUCUUAAUCCCAUAGAGAACCUGUGGUCAAUCCUCAGAAGGCGAGUGGACAAGCAGAAGCCCACAAAUUGUGAUCAACUCCGAGCACUAAUAAGGCAAGAACGUAUCGCCAUCAGUCAGGAUUUGGCCCAGAAUAUGAUAUUCAGCAUGCCAGAGUGAAUUGCAGAGAUUACGAAGAACAAGGGUCAACAAUGUAAAUAUUGACUCUUUGCAUAUAUUGAAUGUUUUUGCCAAUAAAAGCCUUUAAAACUUAUGAAAUACUUAUCAUUGUUUUCCAGUAUACCAUAGAAACAUGUGAAAAAUAAUCUACAAAUACUGAAGCAGCAAACUUUGCAAAACACAAAAAUGAUGUCACUGCCAAUGUGUUAUUCGCGCCGCCCAGCUUCUAUUUGCGUCUAUUCACAUCUUUGCGUCGACUUUGUAUGUAUUCGCGCCGCGCGAAACGCUCGCUUCUUGUUGUAUGUUUCCUGUUCUUUCUGAAUACAAAGCAAGUAAACACGAUGUACUCAUAAUUACCACUUCAGAAGUGGGAUGUAGGAUAAUUCCGAUAGCACAUGAAGGCAGCAUUAGUACAGACGAUUGCAUUGAUAAUAUUGAUAAUAGUGUUUGCACAUUAUUAUUUCGUUUGCUAAUAGUCUUAUAGAUAUCUGGUGUUAAAUACCAGACUCCAUGUGAACUUGUGAUGUUUAAUGUUAAAUGGCUUAAGUCAGAUGUCAGUAUGGUAAUUCAUAUUGUCAAUACACCGAUUGCAGUAAUAUAUUUGCUUACUGAUAUUUUUAUUCAUUCUUGUAUUGACACUUGAAGACUGUAUUGUUAUUCCUUCAUUUGAAUAGAAUUGUAAACAUUUAAUUGUAUUUUAUCUUUAUUUUAUACAGACUACACAUCCCUAUGUCAUUGUUCAUCCUGAGCUAUCUAGAAUCAAUUAAAGUCACUUAAAAGGAAGAACUGUGGUUGACUGAAUUAUUGGGAUUUUACUGGCCUGCCAGGGAGAGUGCUUCCAAUCUAACAGUCCUCAAAGAAUCACACCCAAAUUUUCAUUGUUCUUCCUUACAGGAGUAAUGGGAGAUCACACCAAAUAUUAUUUUCACUUACCCAUUUGCUCCAAGACCAAAAGAAAAAAUCUACUAUUCCGUUUGAAUGGCUUUCCAGAAGAGGAAAUAAAUAGAGAGUGUUUGAUUAAGAUAGUAAAAUGGGCCAAAAGUUGCCAAAUUUAGCAGCUGUAAUCGAAACUCCCUAGCAGUUGUGGUAAUUCCUUUUUUUAAUCUAAUUCCAGGGUAAUAUAACACAGCAUCAUUUUAUAAAUUUACACUCAAUAUAAUUUUUUUUUGCGGUUUUUAAACGAUUUACGCUGAUAAAUUAGGUAAAAACCCGUCAUCACGUCAAGGGGUCCAGUGUUACCAAUUAUUUUUGUAGUAACAAUACUGACUUAUGCCCUUGUCUGUGAAGCAACAAAAGUAAUGUGGAAAAAAAUGUGUUCAAUGUGAGACACGUUUUCUAUCUCUCUCUCUCUCUCUCUCUCUCUCUCUCUCUCUCUCUCUCUCUCUGCCUAUUUGACACUACUCUUCUACUCUUCUGCUGCAUCAUUCAAUCAUGCGCUGCCAAGGAUUUACACUUGCCACGAAUAAACUACGUCUUGUAAUUAAUGAAACGUUUACAACACUUUUACUUCUAACUCACUACAUAAUUACUGUGAUAUUGUUUAGAGGACUAUGGUGAUAUCAGCGGUGCUCAUCAUCAAAUAUUAAAUCAGGUAAGCAACAUUUAAAUUCACAACUUUAAAGUAUCUUUAGUAUUACAAAGACUUUAACUCCCUUAAUGUGCAUGUGAUUUACAUUUUCAAAAUAUUUCCAGCCAAUCGUGUAUUAAUAGGCAAUCAAGUCACGGAACCUCUUAAAAUGUAUUACGUCAUAUUUGUCAUUAAAACUGUGUUGGUCAUUAAAAAUUCUCUCUCUCUCUUUCUUUCUCUCUCUCUCUCUCUCUCUCUCUCUCUCUCUCUCUAUAUAUAUAUAUAUAUAAUUUUUUUAUUAUAAUUUAAAUGUAAGUUUAAAAAUUAAGUUACAAUUUCCCCUGAGCCUCAUUAUUUGAAGUUAGGAUCUGGCAAUAUUUUUCAGGGAUUAUGAUGUACUUGAACUUGCAUCACAAACCAUAUAAUCUUUCUUCUUAUUCCAUCACUGAAGUAGCAUUAUUGUGUUUGCAGACAGCCUUGGCUUAAGGAUGAUUCUACAUCAAGACCACACCACUAAAGACUCCUGGUGCAGUAUCUGUCAUACUUGGACACAGUCAUGGGGAAAGAUAACAAUCUUGCACUUGCCUGCCUACUGUUACCUACUAGCCCAAAAGGUGUAUCUUGAGGUCUUAUUUCCUGGGCCUUGUGUCAUUUUACCUGAUAACCUUGUUUUUUACGAUCACAUCCAUCCCAAGAAAGUGAUGUGCUUAUGAAUACAGCAGAAUGUUAAUGGACAGGGGGGAACAAACAUCUAUAUUUGGAAAAAUAUACUUGUCCAGUUUGAUUGCAAGUAGAUGCAAACAAAAGCCUCAUAUAGCUUUCAUGUGACUCUGUACCUGAUCUAGAGGCCGUUGUGGUGUAGUUGUGAUUGUUUUUGUUUUUAUGUGAACAUGUAAGUGCAUUUUGUGGCUUUGCAUGUUUGCCUGUUCUUGUCAUUUUCUGCUUUUGAUCAAGUCAUGCCACGUAGAAGAAAUGUCAGCAACAGCUGUUGCCUCCCACUGCACCUGAAUGAGGACAAUGCCCGCUUUGGCUUGCUGGCAGCCCUUAUACUCCUCUACCUGCUGUGUGGGGCAGUAGUGUUCUCCACUCUGGAACAUCCCUCUGAGCUGCAGGCCCACAAACGCUGGGAGGAACAGCUAGCCAACUUCACCCAGCAAAACAGUAUAAACCUGAACUCACUCGAGUCCCUACUAAAGCAAUAUGAGGAGGCAUUUGUGGCUGGGAUACGUGUAGACAAACUACGGCCUCGCUGGGACUUUUCUGGGGCAUUUUACUUUGUUGGUACAGUGGUCUCCACUAUUGGCUUUGGCAUGACCACUCCCGUUACUAUUGCAGGUAAGAUCUUUUUGAUAUUCUAUGGACUUAUUGGUUGUGCAGCAACAAUCCUUUUCUUCAACCUGUUCCUGGAGCGCAUCAUCACAAUGUUGGCCUACAUCAUGCGCUGGUGUCACGAGCACCAGCUGCGUCGCUCAGGCGUGGGAGGUGUGGAGUCCAGGAGUGAGGAUGAUAGUUUAGAGGGUUGGAAGCCAUCGGUCUACUACGUCAUGCUCAUACUUGGCAUAGCCGCCCUGCUGAUUGCCUGCAGUGCUUCUGCCCUCUACUCUUCAAUGGAGGACUGGGACUACUUUGAGUCCUUUUACUUCUGCUUUGUGGCCUUCAGCACCAUUGGGUUCGGAGAUCUGGUGAGCAGCCAAAGAGAGAGCUAUGAUGCUCAGGAGGCCUACCGUCUCGGCAACUGCCUCUUCAUCCUUAUGGGUGUGUGUUGUAUUUAUUCACUAUUCAAUGUCAUCUCCAUCAUCAUCAAGCAAACUCUCAACUGGAUCCUUGCCAAACUGGACCGCUGCAGGGCUCAGUGUCCAUGCCAUGGCAGGCCGUACAGGAGGCGAGGUAAGGUCUGCUGCUGCUGCUGCUUCCCUCAAAUACUAAGCCAGCACCACAAUCACCACCCUCCACAAGGAAAUUCCAGGCAGAGGGCUCAAAAACGCAAUGCCGUGCACCCUGCCCUGCCUAACGAGGCGGCAGGAAAGCAGCGCUUCACUAAUGCGUCAGUGGAAACAGUUUGUGAUAGUGAGACUGAUGCUGGCUUAGGACCAGAUGGAGGUUAUCUGACAGGGCGCAGACUGUCUGGAGAAAUGAUCUCAGUCAAUGACUUUAUGGCCAAUAAGGUUUCUCUGGCCAUUUUACAGAAGCAACUCUCUGAGACUGCUCAUGGCAAUCCAAGACAGAGCCAUGUUCGCCAGAAUGGCUUCUCCGGUGGAGUGGGCGCCUUUGCUAUUAUGAAUAACCGCCUUCAGGAGACAAGUGUUGACAGGUAGCUCAUUUAUAAAAAGGUUACAUUGGAUAUUGCGCAUUAUUUACAUAUAAAUAUAUAAAGGGUUUAAUUAAGACUCAAAUGAUCUGACAUUCAGAACAACUUCAUGGGAAAAUGUUUAAAAUUAAAUACCUUUCAGUUUGCUGAGGUUUUAUCAUUAAUUGCACGCAAUUGAAGAUGUACGUUGCAAAUUUGCUGUUGUAAUAUACAGUACAGAGCAAAUUAGCUACAUUUAAAAUGUACUUAGAUGUAUCACAAGGACAGUGAAUGUUAUAUUAGAAUCAUGGCGAGCAUCUAUGAAUGGUUUCAUUUUUAAGAGGCAGACAGCUCUCAAUGUUUUACAUCAUUAUAAACAAACCUUGGCAUUUUAAUGGUAGCAUCACUUCUCAGAGUCACUUUGAUGCUGAAGUGAUUGGCUGGUAUGGUGAGCAAUCACACUGUGCCACUGGAGAGAUCCUUUAGUGGCUCUUCACGAAAACAGACUGAUUUUCAAGAGCUAGGCAGAUGUAGCAAGAGCACUUACAGUACAAAGAGACAGUCCCAGGGGAAAAUGACAAGAGUCAUAUCAAAGGGAGAUGGUCAGUAUUGUAUUGUUUAAUCGUUUAUAUGACGCCGCAGUCAGUAUUGAUUGUCCUAAGAAAUAAAUUAUUUAAAAUGAAUACAGAUACAUUUUAUAUGAUCUAAUAUGCUUAAAACAAGAAAUGCAGAUCUAUCAAGCCAUCUAAUUAAUAAAGCAAAUUAUUUGUUGAUAGAUUGUAUAGUAUUGUAAACACUAAUUUGUUAAUGAUUUAU
Messenger RNA from Xyrauchen texanus (razorback sucker), 10677 nucleotides. Its product is annotated as potassium channel subfamily K member 13-like. The transcript has 2 exons. Lineage: Eukaryota; Metazoa; Chordata; Actinopteri; Cypriniformes; Catostomidae. Gene Ontology annotation, biological process: stabilization of membrane potential; potassium ion transmembrane transport. The coding region runs from base 8531 to 9889 and encodes 452 amino acids. Gene Ontology annotation, molecular function: potassium ion leak channel activity. The record is from RefSeq and is a predicted model, not a curated record. Gene Ontology annotation, cellular component: membrane.